AUGCUCUCGGUUCUCAAAUCGAUUCUGGACGUCGGUAUCAGCUUCACUCCGACUGGCGAUUUUCUCAAAGCAGCAAAGGCAGCCGUGCAGGGCGCAAAAACCUUCUCCGAGAACGGGCUAGAAGUAGGCUCAUUCUUCGGCAACUGGGUUGGGCCUGCCUGCGGCAAGCAAGAUUGGAACUUUGAUGUAGAAGGUGUCGGCUACGCCGGCAGAAAAGACGACACACGCCCCAACGAGUACCUUGAACGAAGCAUGUCAGCUCAGGGCGAGACAGCCGAACACAAAUCUGGGGGUCUGGGAGGAUCAAUGAUGGAUAUCCACAAAGCGACCAAAUCCAUGACUGAAUGGACUUGCGGAGCAACAGCCAACACUGGCCUCGAUGGUGGAGCUACUGAAACUUGGGGCGUGGCGGCGGUCAAGACUCUUGCGAAGAAGGAAGAACACUGGGUUUGGCCUUGGGCAAACGGAUGGGUUCUGCGGGUCCUUCGAGUCGACACCAAAGGUAAACCCAAGCUGGACAGGUAUGGACACGAGAUGGCCGAUGGGUGCGACAGAGACGAGUGGCCUCCUCGCAACUUUUGGCCCGGUGACGAUGUAGCCCAUCCCAAAGGCAUGACGCAAAGAGUUCGGUUCAACCCGUUUCAACACAACAGAGGAGCCGGCAAUCUGUGGGGUAACUUUUGUCCCAAGCAUGAUGCGGUGUCUACAAAAGGCAACAAAAAGGGCAAGAAAACGUAUUAUGUGAGAGACUACCUCAUCAGUACUGUGAAGGAAAAGGUGCAAGUUAUCACUGGAAAGGACAAGACGAUGACUCGCAUUACGACUGUGUCGGUCCAAACUCCCAGAGCAAUCUUUUCCAUAGAUGAUUGGGAUGGGUUGAGAAAAGACACUGACUGGUACGGUUUAAAGGAGAACCCAUGUUGGCCAAAGGAUCUGGUUCCAGAUGACCCAGGCUGGGUCCUUAACACAGCGGAUGAGUUUUACAGCCAAGGUCAGCACCCCGACUUGGCAAAACACACCAAAAGUUACAGGGGUUUGCCCGACCUUCAGGUGUUGAAGAAUGCCUUGGCAAAACAUGGUGGAAGUCCCCCACACCCGUUCAGCAAGGUCGACCUCAACGUGUGGGACACGAAGAAAAGGAUCAAGAUGGGCGAUAAGGAGGGCGAGAUUCCGAAAGAAUACCGUGGAGUGCUUCCCGGAAACCCCAAACCCAAGAAGCGAAGGAUGUUGUUCGAGGAGAGUCGCCGAGACAAUGGGACCGACUUUGAGCAGGAUGAUGAGCCUUUGGAUGAAGAUGAAGAUGAGGGUGCAUUUGACGAAUGGGAGAAUUGGAAAGAGUACGAACGUCUUCUGAGGAGGGCUCAUUUUGAGCUGGCUUCGAGGACAACGCCUCAGAGGACGGAAGCAGAGGCAACUCCUGCGGGCCAAGGUGAUGCCACGCCCACUCCUGCUGCACAAGGCUCCGCAGUCGCGAAUGAGUGGCCUUUGCCCACAAAUUAG
Messenger RNA from Colletotrichum siamense, 1500 nucleotides. RefSeq lists its product as uncharacterized. The record is from RefSeq and is a predicted model, not a curated record. Bases 1 to 1500 code for a protein of 499 amino acids. The transcript has 4 exons. NCBI's taxonomy places the organism in Eukaryota, Fungi, Ascomycota, Sordariomycetes, Glomerellales, Glomerellaceae.